AGGUCCACAGCAGACAGGGACCAGUGGUAAUACAAUGACAUGCUCCCUUUGUGCUCAGGAAGUGCUCUCUGACCAGUUUACACAGCAUCUGUCAGACUUCCAUGUCCAGGAGGAGUGUGAGCACUGUGGCACAAAGGCCAUGGGUGCUGUCAGGUUAUCAGAGCACCUUGAGAAGUGUCAUGUCUUAACCUCACCUUCAGCCCAUCCCUCCACUACCCCAGCCCAAGAGAUGACACAGACACCAAUCGUCUCUCCCCGAGAUGCUCCAGCUACAGUCUGCCUCACAGCCCAGGAGACGACACCAACCAUCUGUCUCCAAGUUGCUCCUGCUCCUACCCCUCCAACCCUAUCUGAGAUGGCACCAGCGACUCAGAGUGGCACACCACUUCCAUCUUCUCCUGCUUCUGCUCCUCCUCCAGCAGCACCAGGACUACCAGUCCCUCUGCGCUUUCCAGAGGUAAGCCGGGCCAGGUUUUUACCAAAGCCAUUCCUCCGGGUCAUCAAGCCAGGUGAUUUGGAGUGGAUUGCCCACAUUCUCUAUGACGCAAGAGGGCAGCUGAAACAGAAUGUCAGGGAAAAUUGGCACCACCCCCCAAGCCCAAUCAGAUCUGUGGCACCUCCAAACCCACAUGAUUACUUUCGUCAGAGGAUGUUCCUGUGGGCACCAAUGCGCAUGUGGGGCAUACCUUUGAAAUGUAAUCAGUGCAACCGAAAGAUGCACCACUCUGGCAUUUACACCAAGGUCAGAGAGGUCAUUGAUGUGGACAGCAAGUACUAUUUAAUAGGGGGAGAUUACCCAAGGUGCAGCCAGUGCAAACUACCUGUCUGUCCUUGGAGUAGUGAUAUUUUAAAGCAACUGGACCCCUCUAACCGCAACAAAUUCCCUGCUGUGUUGACUACACAUUUGGCACUGGACAGAAAAUGUGUGACACUUUUGCGUCCUAGAACAGCAGGGAAUAGCUCCAGUUACCUGCAGCAGGCCUUUCAAGAGGCACACAGUGAGGAGUGGGCCAGGAGAUCCUGUGACUAUUUCACAGAUUGUGAAAUUCACAAAAGAUCCUGCCUGAAGCAGUCCCAGGCUGUUUAUUCCCCGCCACCACCCUUCAUUCCCUUGCCCCUGGCCCAGUGGUUUGAGACAGUGCAUGCCAACGAUGUUGUCGGCCACCUUGAUGAACUCAAAGGUGUCAUUACUUCAACGUUUGGCAGAAUUCUGAAGCUCGAUUCCACUAAGAAGGUGACCAAAAAACUGGCUGGUGGUAUUGAGAACACGGCAACAUGGAUGACCAAUGUUGGGAACGAGUAUGGUCAGGUCCUCAACUCUGUCCUCACAACCGGCGAGGGGGCUGGACUGGAUGACCUGUGCCAAGGGAUCGUCCAACGGUACAGGGAUGCUGGUGAGCCACAGCCAGCCGCCAUCUAUGUGGAUAGAGACUGUUGCAGUGACAGAGGGGUGAGCCCAGUUCUCCAUUGGUUUCGGCCAUGGACGUCCACUGUGCGGUUGGAUGUGUUCCACUUUAUGAGGCGAUUCACCAAAGGUCUCAUCACGGAACACCAUCCACUCUAUGGUACGUUCUGCUCCAAAUUGUCGAGCUGCAUUUUUGAGUGGGAUUACCAGGACAUCAGUAAUCUGAAGGAGGCGAAGCGGUCAGAGCUGAGGCAAAAGCAUCAGGGCUAUGAGCCAACAGAUGCCCAGGUGUUGGCGAGCAUCAGCCCUAAAGAACUAGCCAAGCACUGCCGCAGGAAAACCCGGGGAGUGGAGGAGACCCGUGCCCUCAUCAAAAGUCUCCUUGACUCCAUGUGGAACCUUGUGGACGGCACUGGGCUACACCUUAUUAACCACGAGCGCAUGUCUGAAGUGUGGAAGGUACAGCAAAAACACCUUGCCUGCAUCCAGGAUCCACCAGGAGUGCAGCUUUAUACUAACAUUGGGUCAGGGCUGGAGAAAGGAGACAAGACACUGGAUGUUCUAAGAUGCGCCAGAGGGUCCUCCUCUUUGGAAAGCUUUCAUAAGCACCAGUGUGCUUUCAUUCCAGGGUGGAGAUGCAAUGCAUUGCACACUCAGAUGUACAUGCUUGAGGGUGUGUCAAGGUGGAAUUUAAACCGGUCAGCACAAGCACUUUCAAUGACUGAGACAUCCAGGACAAAGCUGUAUGACAUUCGUUUGAUGUCCAAUGUAAAUGCGCUCAGCAACAAAGUCUUGGGAAAACCUCUUCUUCCAGAGUUUAUCCCCCCUGGGAAACCUACAGGUAAGAAAAGUCUGCUGUUGAUGAUCAGACCUAUACUAGGAGAUCUUCUGAGCCAGCAGACUGGUAAUGCUGACAUCCUGCCUGAGAUCUUGGAUGAAGACCUUGAGGAUGAAUGUCCUGAUGUGACCGUACCACAGGCUCAUGACCUCACAUUGCAGACUGAAGAGCGUUAA
Messenger RNA from Misgurnus anguillicaudatus (oriental weatherfish), 2419 nucleotides. The record is from RefSeq and is a predicted model, not a curated record. Lineage: Eukaryota; Metazoa; Chordata; Actinopteri; Cypriniformes; Cobitidae.